This is a messenger RNA of Paralichthys olivaceus (Japanese flounder), 768 nucleotides long. RefSeq names its product Fas apoptotic inhibitory molecule 2b (gene faim2b). Gene Ontology annotation, cellular component: endoplasmic reticulum; Golgi apparatus. The record is from RefSeq and is a predicted model, not a curated record. Gene Ontology annotation, biological process: negative regulation of apoptotic signaling pathway. NCBI's taxonomy places the organism in Eukaryota, Metazoa, Chordata, Actinopteri, Pleuronectiformes, Paralichthyidae.
AUGAAAAAGGGAAAGCAGGUCAGCGAAGACAAUGAGCCCCCCACUUACCAGGAGGCCACAGCAGGAUAUGAGGAGAUGCAGGCUCAGUUCUCCUGGGAUGACAAGACCAUCAGGCGGACCUUCAUCAGGAAGGUUUACGCCAUUCUCAUGGUUCAGCUUUUCGUGACUGUGGCUAUUGUUGGUCUCUUCACAUUUUGCGCCCCUGUGAGGUUUUAUAUUCAGACUCAUCCUGGCUUGUACAUGGCAUCUUACAUCAUGUUCUUCUUCACCUAUAUUGCACUCUCCUGCUGUGGAGAUCUGAGGAGGCAGUUUCCCUGGAACAUCAUCCUUUUAGUUUUGUUUACUUUGAGCAUUUCUUUCAUGAUGGGUUUUGUCUCAAGCUUUUACAACACCAAAUCAGUGAUGCUGUGUCUGGGAAUCACGGCUCUGGUGUGUCUCUCUGUCACCAUCUUCAGUUUCCAGAGCAAGAUUGACGUCACAUCGUGUCAGGGCGUCCUGUUUUCUUUGUGCAUGGCCAUGCUUCUCUGCGCCAUCACCAUCUCCAUUGUGGUCCCCUUCGGAUAUGUUCCCUGGCUACACGCUCUUUAUGCUGUGGUAGGAGCCAUCCUCUUCACUCUGUUCCUGGCGUUCGACACUCAGAUGCUGUUGGGGAACAAGCGUUAUUCCAUAAGUCCAGAGGAGUAUGUUUUCGCCACCCUCAGCCUCUACCUGGACAUCAUCUACCUGUUCAGCUUCCUGCUGCAGCUCAUGGGAGAAGGCCGCGGGUGA